AUAAAACAGAAUGGCGUGUGUAUGUGUGUAUUUGCAGCGGUGUGGUUUAUUCUGCAAAGGUUGGUGAAUCAGUGAAGUCGAAGUCUUUCCCGUCAAGAUUCACAUUCGCAAAGGUGUAGCAGUCAACCAUAGCCAUGGAUGAAGCUGAAUUUCAACGCCUUCUCCAACUCUUCCCUUCUGUUCGUUCUCGCGAUUACAUCGAAGAAUCAUCAUCAUCAUCAUCAUCCAGACAAUUGACACCUGGAUCUGGAUCUCGAUCUGCACAGGAGGAGCUAAAUGAAUGGCAUGAUGCAUGGAAUGAAAAGGAUAAGGAUUUUGAGAAUCAAGGAAUCAACAAACAUGAUUCAUUUUGGAACAAGCUAAAGUCAGAGGCUGCUAAAAAGGUUGGUACAGAAGAAGCAGAGAGAUUUUGCAAGGCGUUCCAACAAAUUCAUAAGAGACUAGUCAACGAAGAGUUGAGUUUAGAUGCUGCUCGAAAAUUGGUAAACUCAUCCUAAGAUUGCAGAGAGUUACAAGCAGUCAUGCGGCAUUUUCUUGUGAUUCAAAAAAUUGUAAUUCAUUUGCAUUGUAUCAAAGUAAGUUUAUCUGUGACAUUUUGAGUAGUAAAGUUGCUGUGGGAAAUCUAAGACUAGUGAUUGUAUUGGAAUUGUAUAAUGUAUAAUGCAAAUGUGGGAGCUUCUUUCUUCAUACACUGAA
Molecule: messenger RNA, 696 nt
Organism: Medicago truncatula (barrel medic)
Lineage: Eukaryota; Viridiplantae; Streptophyta; Magnoliopsida; Fabales; Fabaceae
Exons: 6
Coding region: 135-497 (120 amino acids)
Source: RefSeq, a predicted model, not a curated record